Molecule: messenger RNA, 2911 nt
Organism: Onychomys torridus (southern grasshopper mouse)
Lineage: Eukaryota; Metazoa; Chordata; Mammalia; Rodentia; Cricetidae
Gene: Mtif2
Product: mitochondrial translational initiation factor 2
Exons: 14
Coding region: 700-2883 (727 amino acids)
Biological process (GO): translational initiation
Molecular function (GO): GTPase activity; translation initiation factor activity; GTP binding
Source: RefSeq, a predicted model, not a curated record
CCAUAGAAACAGGAAGAGAGUGAGAUCCCCUGGAGCUAGAGUAAUAGAGUUGUGAGCCUUCCAAAGCAGGUGUUUGGAACUGAACUCAGUUGUCUCAAGAGCAGCACUGCUCUAUAUCAAAUCCAUGGCUAUCAGCUCUUCUCUCCCACCCCCACCAGCACUGCAGAUUGGAUCUAAGGACCCAUGCACUUCAGCGGCAUGACUCUCUCUCCUCUCUCUCCUCCCUGCUCCCAACUCCAUCGCCCUCUUCUUUUUUUCUCUUUCCUUUCACUUUUUAUUCUGAGUGAUUGUUUGCCUAAUAUACCUAGGCUGGCCUUGUACUCCCUGUGUUGUCAUGAAGUGUCAAGGCACAGGUGUGCGGGUUCACACGAAUCCAUGGAAGGAAGACUCAGAGGCACCUUAAGAAUGAAUUUAGCCUUUCGAGGCUGCAGGGGAUCCAGUCUCUAAGGACUGAAACACUUUCCGUUCACCCAGGGCAAUUUUAUUUUUCUCAAUAUUUACACUUUAGCCAGUUGAUUUCCAUAUGCUCAAAACAACCUGAAAGGAGCUCCCCAAAAUGCAAUGCAAAGUGAAAAUUCCUUGAUUCAUCAGGUACCACAGUUUUCUGGGCUUCCUCAACCAAGUUUGCAUAGGUAUCCUUGGGAGAGACUCUGAUACAAGAUUCACAUAGAGGGCAACAGAAGAAACAAAAGGUGAAGCAUGAAUCAGAAGCUGCUGAAGUUGGAAAACUUGCUACGAUUUCACACUAUUUGUAGGCAGUUGCACAGUUUGAGUCAAAGAAGACUGUUAGCUUGGUGGAAGCAUGGGUUUUCACCGGUUUAUCCAGUGUGGACAGAGCAGCUGGGUGCCCGGCCCUGGCAGACGGACAUGCUCGCUGGUGCUGCUUUACAUCAGCACAGGCUUUUUGUAACAAAGAAGGAAAGAAGACCAUCCGGACCUCAGCUGUCUCCAGUGAAAUCUAAAAGGGACGUACAAGUGUGGGUUGGGAUGACCGUCGAAGAGCUAGCCAAAGCGAUGGCCAAAGACAUAGACUGUGUAUAUGAAGCUCUACUGAACACUGCCGUUGACAUAGAUUCACUGGAAGCAAACUCACACUUAGAUGAAGUCUGGAUCAAAGAAGUUAUAAAGAAGGCGGGAAUGAAGCUCAAAUGGAGCAAAUUAAAACAGGAGAAAGUCAGAGAAAACAAAGAUGCUGUAAGAAGGCCCCAGGCAGACCCAGCUUUAUUAACACCAAGGUUCCCGGUCGUUACUAUCAUGGGCCAUGUUGAUCAUGGGAAAACGACGUUACUUGACAAACUUCGAAAAACUCAAGUGGCAUCAAUGGAGGUUGGAGGCAUCACUCAGCAUAUUGGUGCCUUUCUCGUCUCUCUGCCCUCUGGAGAAAAGAUAACCUUUCUUGAUACCCCCGGACAUGCUGCCUUUUCAGCCAUGAGAGCCAGAGGGGCUCAGGUCACCGACAUUGUUGUGUUGGUUGUAGCUGCAGAUGAUGGGGUGAUGAAGCAAACUGUAGAGUCCAUUCAGCAUGCCAGAGAGGCACAAGUUCCUAUUGUCCUUGCAAUAAAUAAAUGCGACAAAACAGAUGCUGAUCCUGAAAAAGUGAAGAAAGAGCUUCUGGCUUAUGAUGUGGUUUGUGAAGAUUAUGGUGGCGAUGUUCAAGCAGUGCAUGUCUCUGCACUUAAGGGAGAUAAUCUAAUGGCUUUGGCAGAAGCAACAAUUGCUCUGGCGGAAAUGUUGGAACUGAAAGCAGAUGCCACAGGUCCAGUGGAAGGAACAGUGAUAGAAUCUUUCACCGACAAAGGAAAAGGUCCUGUUACAACAGCUAUAAUUCAAAGAGGAACUCUGAGAAAAGGCUCGAUUCUAGUUGCUGGGAAGAGUUGGGCAAAAGUUCGACUCAUGUUUGAUGAAAAUGGAAAACCACUUAAUGAGGCUUAUCCCAGCAUGCCAGUGGGAAUCAUAGGCUGGAGAGACCUCCCUUCUGCAGGAGAUGAAAUUCUUGAAGUAGAAUCUGAGCCAAGGGCCCGAGAAGUUGUUGACUGGAGGAAGAUUGAGCAGAAGGAGGAAAAAGGCAAAGACGACCUGAAAAUGAUGGAGGAACAGCGAAAGGAGCACCAAGAAGCGCAUCGGCAAGCCCGUGCGAAAUACGGCAGUCUGAACUGGAAGAAGAGGUCAUACAUGAAGUACCUUGAAAGAAAGGAGCAGAGACCCGUAAAGCCCAAAGAAAAGGCAGAAACGGACUCAAAUGUGCUUCCUAUAAUUAUUAAAGGUGACGUUGAUGGGUCUGUGGAGGCCAUCUUGAACCUGCUGGAUACCUAUGAUGCUUCCCACGAAUGUGAACUAGAAUUAGUACAUUUUGGAUUGGGUGACAUUAGUGAAAAUGAUGUGAACUUUGCUGAGACAUUUGAUGGUAUCAUUUAUGGCUUUAAUGUGGAUGCAGGCAAAGCUAUCCAGCAAUCAGCUGUACAAAAGGGAGUUAAGAUUAAACUUCACAGAAUCAUCUACCAUCUUAUUGAAGAUUUGCAGGAGGAACUAAGCAGCAGAUUGCCCCCCAGGCUGGAGGAAUACCCAAUAGGUGAGGCUUGCAUACUAGCUACCUUCUCUAUAACAGAAGGAAAGAGAAAAGUUCCUGUGGCUGGCUGCAGAGUCCAAAAAGGACAGUUAGAAAAACAAAAGAAGUUUAAAUUAAUCCGAAAUGGACAAGUUAUUUGGAAGGGCUCAUUAACCUCAUUGAAACACCAUAAAGAUGAUGUUUCAGUCAUCAAAACUGGAAUGGACUGUGGUCUCAGUUUAGAUGAAGAAAAAGUAGAAUUUAAAGUAGGAGAUGAAGUUGUUUGUUAUGAGGAAAAUGAAGUUCCAGCUAAGACUUCUUGGGAUCCAGGAUUUUAAAAGUACAAUAAAAAAUGUUUCCUUCACA